AUGAGGAUUAUGAUCAAGGGAGGUGUGUGGAAGAACACCGAAGAUGAGAUCCUCAAAGCCGCCGUGAUGAAGUACGGCAAGAACCAAUGGGCUCGGAUCUCGUCUCUCCUUGUUCGCAAGUCUGCUAAACAGUGUAAAGCUCGUUGGUACGAAUGGCUCGAUCCUUCUAUCAAAAAGACUGAAUGGACUAGAGAAGAAGAUGAGAAGCUUCUACAUCUUGCCAAACUACUACCUACUCAGUGGAGAACUAUUGCUCCUAUUGUGGGGCGUACACCCUCUCAGUGCCUUGAGAGGUACGAGAAGCUUCUUGACGCAGCGUGCACUAAGGACGAGAGUUACGAAGCAGCGGAUGAUCCGAGAAAGCUGCGUCCCGGUGAGAUCGACCCCAACCCGGAAUCGAAGCCUGCUCGCCCUGAUCCGGUGGAUAUGGACGAAGACGAGAAAGAAAUGCUUUCUGAAGCGAGGGCGAGGUUGGCUAACACUAGGGGGAAGAAGGCUAAGAGAAAAGCUAGAGAGAAGCAGCUCGAGGAAGCGAGGAGGCUUGCUUCUUUGCAGAAGAGGAGAGAGUUGAAGGCGGCUGGGAUUGGUAAUAGUCAUAGGAAAAGGAAACGGAAGGGGAUUGAUUAUAAUGCGGAGAUUCCUUUUGAGAAGAGGGCGCCUGCGGGGUUUUAUGAUACUGCUGAUGAAGAUCGUCCUGCUGAUCAGGUGAAGUUUCCGACAACCAUUGAGGAUCUUGAAGGGAGAAGAAGAGCUGAUGUGGAAGCGCAGUUGCGCAGACAAGAUGUUGCGAGGAACAAAAUUGCUGAGAGAAGGGAUGCUCCAGCAGCUAUAUUGCAAGCGAAUAAGAUGAAUGAUCCUGAAGCUGUUAGGAAGAGGUCGAAGCUAAUGUUACCGCCACCGCAGAUUUCAGAUCACGAGUUAGAGGAGAUUGCAAAGAUGGGGUACGCUAGCGAUCUUCUUGCGGAGAAUGAGGAGCUAACAGAAGGCAGUGCUGCUACUCGUGCGCUUUUGGCGAAUUACUCACAAACACCAAGGCAAGGGAUGACGCCCAUGAGGACGCCUCAAAGAACUCCUGCUGGUAAAGGUGAUGCUAUUAUGAUGGAAGCAGAGAAUCUGGCUAGAUUGAGAGACUCUCAGACACCUUUGCUAGGAGGAGAGAAUCCUGAGUUGCACCCUUCUGACUUCACCGGGGUCACUCCUAGGAAGAAAGAGAUUCAAACGCCUAAUCCGAUGCUGACUCCUUCAAUGACUCCUUCGAUGACUCCUGGUGGUGCCGGCCUUACUCCCAGACUUGGCUUGACGCCAUCAAGGGAUGGUUCUUCUUUCGCUAUGACACCUAGAGGUACUCCCUUCAGGGAUGAACUUCACAUAAAUGAAGACAUGGACAUGCACGAGAGCGCUAAACUUGAGGGGCAGAGACGAGAGGAAGCUAGAAGGAGCUUACGCACUGGACUUACUGGGCUUCCUCAGCCAAGGAACGAGUACCAGAUAGUUGCACAACCUCCUCCAGAGGAAAGUGAAGAGCAAGAAGAGAAAAUUGAGGAAGACAUGUCAGACAAGAUAGCUAGAGAAAAGGCUGAGGAGGAAGCGAGACAGCAGGCACUACUUAGGAAAAGGUCCAAGGUGUUGCAGAGAGAUCUUCCUAGACCUCCAGCAGCUUCGUUAGAACUAAUUAAGAACUCGUUGCUUUCAGCCAACGGAGACAAAAGUUCUGUUGUUCCUCCUACUCCAGAAGAGGUUGCAGAUAAAUUGGUUAGAAGGGAGCUUCUACAGUUGCUGGAGCAUGAUAAUGCAAAGUAUCCUCUUGAUGGGAAAGCUGAGAAAAAGAAAGGAGCCAAGAACCGUGCUAACAGUUCUGGUUCUCAAGUUACUCCAAUCGAAGAUUUUGAGGAAAAUGAUCUCGAAGAGGCUGACAAGAUGAUAAAGGAGGAGGGGAAGUUUCUUUGCAAGGCAAUGGGAAACGAGAACAAGACCCUUGAAGAUUUCGUAAAAGCUCACGACGAUUGCGUGAAGGAUCUCAUGUACUUCCCCACACGAAAUGCUUACGGGCCCUCAAGUGUUGCUGUGAAGGCAGAGAAAGUUGCAGCUUUGCAAGUGGAGAUGGAGAAUGCGAGAAAAAAGAUGGAGGAAGAUGAGAAGAAGGCAGAACAUAUGAAGGCUAAGUAUAAAACUUACACAAAGGGUCAUGAGAAACGGGCAGAGACCGUGUGGAGCCAAAUAGAGGCGAGUUUGAAGCAGAUUGAGAUUGGUGGAACAGAAGUGGAGUGCUUUAAAGCAUUGAAGAGGCAAGAAGAGAUGGCUGCGUCUUUCAGGAAGAAGAAUCUGGAGGAAGAAGUGGUCAAGCAAAAGGAGACGGAGAGGAAACUGCAAGCGAGCUAUGGAAAACUGUUGUCAACGCUUGAAAAAGCAGAGGAGAUAAUGGUCGGGUUCCGAGUACAAGCAUUGAAACAAGCGGACGUUGAAGAUUCUCACAAUCUGAAAGAAGCUAAGCUAGCCACUGGAGAGGAAGAGGACGUUGCCAUAUCCACGGAAGCUUCUUCUUAAACAUCUGUCAGAACUUGAGUUUUGUAUUGUUUCCAAGUUAUAAGGAUACGCAGCUUGACCUUUGUAUUUGGUUCCAAGUUUUAUGAGUCAUGACUCUGUAAAUGUUGUGAUAUUUCUCAGUUGUAUGCUUAUUGCAAUGAUCUAGAAA
Messenger RNA from Brassica oleracea var. oleracea, 2692 nucleotides. RefSeq names its product cell division cycle 5-like protein. Gene Ontology annotation, cellular component: spliceosomal complex; Prp19 complex. NCBI's taxonomy places the organism in Eukaryota, Viridiplantae, Streptophyta, Magnoliopsida, Brassicales, Brassicaceae. The record is from RefSeq and is a predicted model, not a curated record. The coding region runs from base 1 to 2544 and encodes 847 amino acids. Gene Ontology annotation, biological process: mRNA splicing, via spliceosome. The transcript is spliced from 4 exons.